Molecule: messenger RNA, 7984 nt
Organism: Glossina fuscipes
Lineage: Eukaryota; Metazoa; Arthropoda; Insecta; Diptera; Glossinidae
Gene: robo1
Product: roundabout homolog 2
Exons: 23
Coding region: 1398-5765 (1455 amino acids)
Biological process (GO): cell-cell adhesion
Molecular function (GO): protein binding
Source: RefSeq, a predicted model, not a curated record
UUUACCAAAACUAAAAAUAUUAUCCGAAAUAAAUUUGAAAACAACCCCCAAAGGAAAUAGAAAACCGCCAUUAAGAGCCUAAGCCUGUUAACGGGACGCUCGCUUGUCUGCAAAUUGUAUAUAAAAAAUAUGUGUAUUUCUACAUAUGUAACAGCAUACACGGCAUACAGAGGUAUAUGAAGAAAUACAUAAACGAGUGUAUAUGUGUACCGGUACGCAACUUAACGUAAGCGUUUUCGUAGCGGCGCUUAAUAUAGACGCAUGGCAUUUAAAAUUGAAACCACGUACUGGUUCUAAGCUUCACAACGUCAACGUGACGAUAUUUAUCAACAAAUGCAACAACACACUAAAUAUAAAUGUUUGGUGUAUAAAAUAAUCAAGUGAACAAAUAGAACAAGUUGGCAAACAAAAUAUAAACACUGAAAAAGAACGAGACCCAAAGACCAAAGAACCAGAGCGAACGAGAAUUAGAACCGAAAAAACAGAAGCAUAAGCAGACAUGCAGCAGUAACACUAAAUAAAUGUGUAAUUCUAGGAGUUGCGCUGGGUUUUUGGGCCAUAAAAAGUGAUAAAUUGCUUUGAAAGCAGCAAAACGCUCAUAAAAACUUCAAGUUAAGCAUUUCAUGGUGAAUGUCCGUUUUUCGUAUCUGUGUGCGUAUGUUUGUCUAUAUGUGUGUCUAUGUGUGUGUGUGUGUGUGUGUGUGUGUGUGAUAUAUGUAAGUGCUUAAAUGUUUAAGAGCCAAAAGUGCUGCGAACGGUAGUUCUCUUUAUAUUCGUUUUUCCGUAAAACGUAAUAACAUCGUUUGAAUGCGUUCGUUCGUACGAGAAUUUCGUGUUCGGUGUACGUGUGCGACACGUCUGUUUUCUGGUCGUUAUUGCUACUGUUGCUGCCGCUGCUGUUUAUGUUGCCGAUGUUGAUGCCGUCGCAAUUGUCGUUGUUGUCUUUAUGUUUCUCUCUAAGGAUGUUCAGGAUCAAGUGCAAGGUUAUGUUUCCUGUUGUACUCUAGAACUACCUCUAGACAUUUUUGUGCUUGACAUUCUUGCCGCAUCUCUUGUCAUAGUUUCCUAAUACUUUUACUAAAGCAUAAGUAUAACAACCAAAAGAUUCAACGAACAUACAGAAGCAAGCCAAAAGGAACGUAUAACAGAAUUCACUUGAGAUUGUGAUAAAAAUGUGUAAUAAAAGCAAAUUCUGUAAAUUGUAUAGAAACUGAAAGAACAACAAAAACAAUAUUGUUGUCAUCAACAACACCAACAAUCAUAGCAUAGUUAUGCAAUUGUUGUGCUUUUUUGUUCGUGUUUAAAGGCGACUGCAUUGGAUACUUUGUUGAAAAGAGUUUUAUGUACGCCAUCCGUACGCUUGCGAUACGUACUUUUUAGUGUAAGCGUGUACGUGAAUGUUUAAAGAAAAUGUUAUAAAUAUGCUUAGGAUGGAUAUAAGCAGCAACUACUUAAGAGGCUGCUUUGAACGUCGUCAUCAGCAUCAACAAUAUUGUCAAGAGUUAAGGCGGCCAAUGAAAAAUAUGCGCGACAAUAUCUUAAAAUGUGGAUUAUCGUCAGGAUUUUUACUAUGGAUUAUAAUCAUCUCGUUGGAGGGAGUUGAAGCUCAAUAUCAAUCGCCUCGCAUAAUUGAGCAUCCAACUGAUUUGGUGGUGAAGAAGAACGAACCUGCCACAUUAAAUUGCAAAGUUGAAGGGAAACCGGAACCGACAAUUGAGUGGUUUAAGGACGGUGAACCUGUAAAUACCAGUGACAAAAAAUCUCAUCGGGUUCUAUUUAAGAAUGGUGCCCUAUUUUUUUAUCGCACUAUGCAAAGUAAAAAAGAGCAAGAUGGCGGCAUUUACUGGUGUGUAGCCAAAAAUCAUGUUGGAAAAGCUGUGAGUCGUCAUGCGACUCUACAAAUCGCUGUUUUGCGUGAAGAUUUUCGAGCGCAACCCAAGGAUACACGUGUGGCCAAAGGUGAGACAGCUUUAUUGGAAUGUGGGCCACCAAAAGGUAUACCCGAACCGACGCUUAUAUGGAUGAAGGAUGGCGUACCGUUGGAUGAUUUAAAGACAAAAUCUUAUGGAACCACAUCACGUAUACGCAUAGUGGAUGGUGGCAAUUUAUUGAUAAGCAAUGUCGAACCGAUUGACGAAGGCAACUACAGGUGUAUUGCUCAAAAUAUAGUCGGCACUCGAGAGUCCAGUUAUGCUAAACUAAUUGUACAAGUUAAGCCGUAUUUUAUGAAAGAACCUCAAGAUUUAACUUUGUUGGUGGGUCAAACAGCUCAGUUUCAUUGCUCGGUUGGUGGUGAUCCACCUCCAAAAAUAUUAUGGAAAAAAGAAGAGGGUAAUAUACCGGUGGCUAGGGCUCGGAUACAACACGAUGACAAAAGUUUGGAGAUAACAAAUAUAGUAACCGAAGAUGAGGGCACUUAUGUGUGUGAAGCUCACAAUAACGUGGGGCAAAUAAGUGCGAGAGCAUCAUUAACAGUGCAUGCUCCUCCCACUUUCAUUGUUAAGCCUCAAGAUAAAAAGCUGGGUUUGAACGGUGUCGCCCUGUUUCCUUGUGUUGCUGAUGGCAAUCCUCCUCCUUCGAUCUUUUGGACGAAAGAGGGUUCCUCGAUUCUAAUGUUUCCCAAUAACUCUUACGGUCAUUUACAUAUUUCCGUGGAAGGUACAUUGCAAAUUAAUGGGGUGCAAAAGGACGAUGCCGGUUACUACGUAUGCUCAGCUUUUAGUGUGGUCGACUCCAGUACGAUACGAGCAUUUCUACAGGUUACCUCUGUAGAUGACACCCCACCUCCCAUUAUACAAAUUGGUCCUUCCAAUCAGACUUUACCUAAAGGCAGUGAUGCCACGUUGCCCUGUCGUGCGUCGGGCAAUCCUAUACCGCGUGUUAAAUGGUAUAGAGAUGGUACACCUCUGCAUAGCGGCAAUCGUUAUACUAUAGUCCAAGGAGGAUCGUUAAAAAUAAACGAUUUACAACUAAGCGAUUCUGGCCUGUAUACUUGCACGGCUUCAUCGGAAAGUGGUGAGACUUCGUGGUCGGCUACAUUAACGGUGGAAAAAAGUAGCUCAUCAACAAUGCAUCGUUCUGCGGACCCGAGUACGUAUCCAGCACCGCCCGGUACACCCAAAGUGGUGAACGUAACACAGAACAGCAUAGCAUUGCGAUGGUCGAGAAGUCAAGAGAAGCCAGGAGCGACAAGUCCAAUUAUUGGUUACACGGUGGAGUAUUUUAGUUCCGAUUUGCAAACUGGUUGGGUUAUUGCUGCACAUCGCGUGCCUGACCAGCAAGUAAUGAUAUCUGGCUUAAAGCCGGCCACGUCAUAUGUGUUUCUAGUAAGAGCGGAAAACUCGCAUGGAUUAUCGGUACCUUCCGGUUUAUCGAAUGUGAUUAAAACUUUGGGCACCGAAUCAGGUACGGUGCCACCAAGUGAGAUAUCAGCCGCACGGUCUGUGCUAAGUGGAAAGGUUGUUGAAUUAAUCGAUGCCGCGGCCAUAAAUUCCACAGCCGUACGUUUGGAUUGGGUUAUGCAUGUCAGUGUUACCGAAAAAUAUGUUGAGGGUCUCUAUGUACGCUAUCGCGAUGUUAGCGCCAAUUCUCAACAGUACAAUAUAAUGACGGUUUUAAACCCAUCAAUUGAAUCGCAUGUGGUUGCCAAUCUGAAGAAAUAUACUAAGUAUGAAUUCUUUUUGGCGCCUUUCUAUCAAACGUUAGAAGGUCAGCCGAGCAACUCGAAAAUUGUACAAACUUAUGAAGAUGUACCCUCGGCGCCACCUGACAGCAUCAAAAUUGGAAUGUAUAAUUUAACGGCCGGUUGGGUAAGAUGGUCACCACCCCCGCCUCAGCAUCAUAAUGGCAACUUGUUGGGCUAUAAAAUUGAGGUAACCGCUGGCAAUACGUUAAAAGUUUUGGCAAAUAUGACUUUAAAUGCAACCACUACGUCAGUACUUUUAAAUAAUCUCACCACUGGAGCCACUUACAACGUCAGAUUGAACUCAUUUACUAAAGCUGGUGAUGGGCCCUAUUCGAAACCGGUUUCAUUGUUUAUGGAUCCCACCCAUUUGGUUCAUCCACCGCAUCCGAGUGGUUCACAUAGUAGCAUAACCGGCCAUACGGCGGGCGAUGGUGGCCAUUUUGGUUAUCAUCCUAACGGUGUUGGGAUGCCAGAUGACGCAGCCACUACAACCACUCAACGUAAGUCAACAACCGUUGUACACGAGACAUGGUUUAUGGCUCUUGUGAUAACGAUGCUGUUGGCCAUAUUAAUUUCUGCCGCUGCCGCUAUGCUUUUCUUUAAGAGACGUCAUCAACUAACUAAAGAACUGGGACAUUUGAGUGUAGUUAGCGCCAAUGAAAUAACAGCAUUGAAUAUCAACGGCAAGGAUAGCUUAUGGAUUGACAGAGGCUGGCGUACCACCGAUACCGAUAAAGAUUCUGGUCUAAGUGAAACGAAAUUACUAUCAAAUGCCAACAGCCAAUCGAAUUAUACCUCGGAUGCCGGUACGGAUUAUGCCGAAGUCGAUACCAGAAACAUGAGCACUUUUUACAAUUGUCGAAAGAGCCCGGAAAAUCCUACACCUUAUGCUACUACUAUGAUUAUCGGUACUUCUUCCACGGAGACGACGUGUUUGAAAACUUCUGGCUCUAGUACUGAUCAGGAUUCAGGUACUCAUUCACCCAAUUCAGAGGGUAUUACAACCAAUGUCUGUGCAUCGAAUAGUGCCGUCUCCAGUAAACACAAUUAUCAUCAAUAUCCACCAGAACAAAUUAAUUGGUCAGAAUUUUUGCCACCACCACCGGAACAUCCGCCACCAGUGCCCUCAUGUAAUUACGGACCGGGCUCACCACAAUCAUCGAGGAAAAGUUCGAAAAGUGGCAGCUCUUCAGCACAUCAAAGCGCCUUAAACUCUUCUAUACACAGCAGCUCGUCGGGUGGUUUCUCAACUUGGGGUAUGGCCCCCCAAUGUGUUGUGGGAGGCGCAGGUAGUGGACGUCCUACGCAAGAGAAUUACUAUAAUAACCCUUUGCCUUGUGUAGGCGGGGGUGGUCAAAAUCGUUAUCAAGUAACUCCUACGGGACAACAUCCUCCCCCUUUACCACCUUAUUAUCCAACAGGAGCGGCAGCAACAGCGCAAUUACCGCCUAGAAAUAUACAUAUCCAUUAUCCAGCGCCUAGGCAUGCCCUGAGUGAAUAUCAACCGGGUGGUACACACAACUCUCGUUGCUCAAAUGGCCGUGGCUGCACUAGUUGUGAUGCUUUGGCUUCACCUUUGCAGCAAUUGCCGCCACACGUUGAAGGCUGGUAUCAACCAUUGCAUGCCGCACAUAUACCAAACAAUUCAUCAGCUCAUCAAAUCUAUCAAUGUUCCUCCGAGUGUUCCGAUCAUUCACGACACUCUCAUUCUAAUGUAACGCAUGGUCAUCCCCAUCAUCAUACGCAUGCCGCCGCACAUCAUCAUAGCCAUCUGAACGCAAAUGAUACCCUACGUUCCGAGAGCAGUCAAGAAGGUGGCCCUACUGGCAAACCAUUAACGCACCGUUGUCACAAGCCAACCGACAGCACACGUUUCGCUGAAAUCAGUGAAAGUGAACAUAUGCUAAAAAGUUCCAGUGGUUCUUGCACUUACGAAGUUCUGGGAGAGCCACGCAAUUGCAGUGAAUGCUGUAGCAGUUCACGCGAAGGUGAUACAUGUUCGUGCAGUGAAGGCUCGUGUUUGUACGCCGAAGCAGGUGAGCCUAUAACGACGGCUAAAUUAGUAACACAAAACAAUUGAUAUGGACCGUGUAGUGGAGGUGUUCAUGGUGGCGGCGGCUUAGUAACUGACGUUGUCAUAUACUUUUAGUGUUACCACAGUCUGCAAUUUAUAGCAUCAUGUAAAUUUUAAACAAAAACACAAAAGAAAAAAAUGAAAAAUCUCAUGUAAGUGUCAUUUUACUAUUAGUGUUAUAGUGAGUUUUUUUUAGCAUUUAUAGAACCUUGCAACAAACGCAACUGAGUAAAUAUAUUAAUUUAUUCACUUAUAAACGAAACCAAUUUCUUGUAAAUAUGAGAGAAAAAAAAAACGAUUGAAAUUUUUUCGUAGGCAUCGAAAUAGUGAAAACUAAUAGCAAAAAAAAAAAAAAUAAUAAUAAUAUUAAUAAGAGGAGGACUUUAUUCGUCUUUUGUGCGAAUAUUAAGUAUCUAACACCUUGAAGACCGUUUUCAGUAUCAAAUAUCUAUGUUCUUAUUAUUAUGAGAACAACGAACGCCAACUGCUAGUUGAUUGGGUAGAAAAUGAAAUUCAAUACUAGGUAGUCUAAAUAGUCCUAAGCUUUCAGAAACUUUCGCCAUAUUUAUUGAGAAGAUUAACAUUUUCAUUUUUAAAUUUUUUAGAAAAUGUAACUGUUGUUUUUUUCGCCUAUUUGCAUAACAAUAACGAAAUUGACAUGCCUCGUUCCCUAGGUGGCGGUUGUAACAAAUUAAAAAAAACUUUGCAUAAAAAAAAAAGAUAAUAUUAAGACAGAGUAACUGCAACAAAACUAUAAGAAUUUAAGGAGUUUUCAUGUAUUCGUGGCGUGUUCACGGCAAAUCUUUCUUUUUAAACAUCAAGUAUAUUUACGUUUUUUUAACGGCGCCUACAAUAAUCCCUAAUUUUAAAAAGACACGCACACAAUAACAACAAAUGCUUACGAAAAGAAAUAUUUUCCCUUUCUGCCCCCUUUGAUGGAAGAACAUUUAUAAGUUGCUGGUUUUAAUGUCUGUUUAAAAGGAUUAAAUUAUUUCGAAAUUAUCACUUUCUUAGAAGUUGAAAAAUUUCUCAAGCAAUGAAUAAAAAACGUGCGCCUAUUAUUAUUAUUAUUAUUUGUUCAAUCACUAUAUAAAAUAUUAAUUUUUUCAAAUAUUUGAACCCCUUGAAAGUAUGCCACGUAUUCAUCGCAGUUACCUGCUGUUAUGUUCUUUUGUGUGUUAUACGUCUGCGCUUGCUUAAACUAAUCCUAAAAGGCUUCUGCUCGAAGACGAAGAACACCGCGAAAAAAUUUUUGAUCCUUUUCGACCUCGGUAGAUUAAGUUGGAAACUUGAGCAAAUCCGCCAAACGUUGAUUAAGCGUACAUGUUUCCAUAAUGAGUUUGUGACGCCCGUGUUUUAAAAAAAAGUUACAUACAAUUUAUUCCGCUUUCUUUAAGCGUACGAUGUUUUGCAUACAUUAUGAUAAAUGUCACCGUUUUUCAAAGAUUUCAUAAAAUAUUUGAUCGGGAGGUAAAGUGAAGGUAUUGCGGUAAACAUUUUACCUAAAGAAAGAUGUAGCCUUAGCACCCAGUUGGUCCUUACAAGGCGGGCUUUGAAGUCAGCCCUCAGUUUGAAAUGGAUUACUCGAUUCAGCAAAUAUAUGAGAAUGUGUUUUUGCAGUCAUCGAUAAGAACUUAUCAGAAAUUUCAGCCUUUUGUUAUUGCUUCAAACUUGUUUGUGUCAAUUGAUGCGAGUGUAGAAAAAUUGUGUAUUGUGGAUUGUUAUUAAAUAUUUGUUUUAAGAAGCAAAUACGCUCACACAAUUUAAAGACAAGCUGACCGCUGGCUAGGAAAACUCCACACUGUGAUUUAUCACGGCGAAACUUUGGAUAGCUUAAUUGAGCGGCAUUGAUUGCAAAAAAUAAAAAAAAAGUUUCAAGAUAAAAUGCAUCAAUUCUUUCUUAUGUCGGAAACGUUUUAACCAACUCUCACAUACAUCAAAGCUGAACAUAUAUUACCUACUAGGGAGGGAGGGAUAAUCGUCCUGUUUUGUAAUUUAAGGGGAAACCAUUAUCUCAAGAUAUAACUUAAAUUAGAUUUGAGAUUAGUUUGCAAAAAAUUCUUGUUGAUGCAUCAUUUGAUCGUCUUGUCAUGCUCCCUGCAUAUAUAUAUAUAUUGGGUUGUUCGGAAAAUUACUUUGUUUUUUUUUUUGUUCAAGUUAAAAGGGCAGAGGGGUUUUACGUGAUCAUGAAUCAAGCAAAUACUAUUGCUUACAAUUAAAUAAAU